This is a messenger RNA of Talaromyces amestolkiae, 2646 nucleotides long. RefSeq lists its product as uncharacterized. The transcript has 2 exons. Lineage: Eukaryota; Fungi; Ascomycota; Eurotiomycetes; Eurotiales; Trichocomaceae. The record is from RefSeq and is a predicted model, not a curated record. Bases 1 to 2646 code for a protein of 881 amino acids.
AUGCCUGUUACAAUGCCUCCCGAAUCCGGCUUCCAUCGCAUCAGACGCGCAAAGUCGGCGCCAUCUGUACAGAAGCGUCGUCAAGCCGCCGCUGUCUCGAAGCCGCUCGAGUCUGAGGUUAAUCGCCAUCAUGCUACCACCGCUGCAUCACUGGCAAUGGCACUAGCAAAAGCUAGAACGCAUGCACUACAAAAGCCGGCAGCAUCUUCAAGUGAAAAGCCAGGAUCAAUGCCUUCUUCCCGAGCUCUUCGUCGCCGCUCUUCGCUUACUAGUAUUACCGCAGAAGCCAUCUCGACAGGCCCCAGCUAUGGUAUAGCAUCCAAUGUUUACACAUCUUCUCAUCAAGCUGGCAACAAGACAUAUGAUUCCUCACCACUUAGAGUUCCAUCGAUACCCGACCUCCAAGGGUUUGGAGUUGACGGAGAUCUUUCUGCUCCAUCCUCAUUCCGUCGGCUCCGCAAGUCUCGAUCUAUGCUUACUACAAAAUCAAUGAGAAACCUUCGUGCUACAGGUCUUCCAGCCAGUCAUUCCGAAGAGGCAGAGUCUCCUUUUCUGAGAAGAAGCGUCGAUACCACAUCCGGACAUAGGUCGCUCCGCCACUCUCUGUCGUUUUUUAGCGGCUCAAUCAGAAGAAUGAAGAGUCACGGUGCUCUUUCCGCUCGCAGACCAAAGAUUGAUGAUGAGCCUCCGGUUCCUACCUUACCUAGUGGUAGUGGAGCUCGGCCUACACGCAAACCGAUGAGGACCACCGUCCGAAAAAUGCGAGAAUACAGUCCAGAAGAUGAUGCUUUCCCAAGCAGCAAUGGUAGCAAAAAUCAAUCAAAGGCCCGGUCAUUCUCCAUCAACAUCAAAAAGCGCUUGAAACGAGUUCUUGGUAUCCCAAGCUACGAUGAGAGUCAAUCUCCAGCAAGUCGAUCAUCAUCGUAUGAUGGAAAUCUGAUUUUCGAAAGUCCCGCGUUUACUGAUGAUACCCUACGCCCAAGCCUACAUUCAACCAGAAGCUCUGAAAGCUUCGCCACCUCGGCGUCUCGUGUCACAAGCUGGACCGAUUCCACCGCAGGAAACACAGUCAGGACAAGACAUACCAUGGGCCGCCAAUCUCUUGCAACCAUUGAAGAGGGCUAUGACUUUGCUGACAGACUGUCGCCGGGUGAUACAGAGACGUAUGAGCCUAAUGAAAGCAGUCGAUACAACAGAGUGAUCGACUCUCAGCGAGUUUACUCGGCUCUCAUGAGACACAUUGACGAAACCGCGGCCAGAGAUGGAGAAAGGGUCAUAUCAACUGGUGCGGUCAAAGGAUCUCCAGUGAUCGUGGAACGUUCACCUUCAGUCCAUACUUUGAAGCAUCACAGCGGCAUUCACAAAGUACCAAGUGACCUUUCGAUGAAAACGGCUCGAACCUCAUUCAUGGUCGAACAUCAACCACAGAGCUCCCAAAGUCAUUCACUGUUACGUUCUCGGGAUUACAUGGCUGAGAGCCCUGUCAACUCAAUUGAGACAGACCAGACGCGUCAGCCCUUAUCAAGGAGCUCUAGCCGAGUGAAUGUUAGAGACUCAAAACCAGCGUUCUUCCCAUCAGGAUCGUCGCCAAGACUGAAGACAUCGAGUCCAUACAAGGCCUCGAUGAGUUCAAUCCGUGAGAUACAUGACGAUUGGGAUACGUAUAAUCCACGGAUCAAUACCAUAGGCGCUAACAACGACAAGCCUGCUGAUCUGGAUUCACCAAGCGUCUACUCGCGUACUACAAGUGGCCGUGCAGCCAGCCGCGAUGCCUUGGAAGAUGGAUUCGAGGAACCUUUUGAGCCUGGUAUGGCCACCAUAUACGAUAUUCAGGUGCCUUACAAGUCCCCAAGAAGAAAAGACUCGCCAGCCAUAGAACCUGGGCCAAAAAGCAGUGCGGAAUGGAAGGAAUGGGUGAAAUAUCAGAUGGAUAACCUUGAUAAAUUCGAUAUCCCUCAUUCGGCAGACCAACGAGAGCAUCACCGCGAAGAGGCCAAGUGCGAUGAACAGGCUUUACCUCAAGAAUCUCCUUGGGACGUCAUUUCAAAAUACACUGCCACAGAUAGAGAUAAGUCUCUCAAUCGGCCUCAGCAGACCUAUACAUCUCGAAAAAACUUGGCGGUGACUGAGUUUAGAGCCCAUGAACAGAAUAACUUCUCCAGGCCUAUCAGCCGACAGUCAAUGAGUUCACUUCGUGCUGCAGCUCAGCGUCAGCCCUCAAUUCUUGAAACCAAGCCAAGUCAUAUGGAUAUACGAGGCCACCUGGUUGAUCCAUUCUCCGGUGAUAAUCCCGUUAUGAUUAACAAUCCUCCUUAUGGUCGACAGGCUAUCAGGGCAGCCCGCGAGGCGAGGCUAAAUCGCGGCAUGUCGAGACGGAACACAUUGAAACUGGAAGAUGAUCAACCAGAUGCAAAGGCUGUCCAAUUUCGCUCAAUUCGUGAGGUACCUGACAUUGGCAAAUGGAACAAAGAGAAUGAAAUGUCUCCAAGAAUGAGAGAUAAAUAUGAGAGAACUGGACUCUCUAAAAUAGAAGACAUGCCCAAGACGAUGGGUGGCAGUAAGCGUAUGGUUGAUGAUUUUCUGCUGGAGAGACAGCCCGGUCGUCAGAGUCCAGAUUCUAUCACCAGUGAGAGUGCGUUUGUCUAG